CGGUGAAAUCCUAGAGCAGAAGCUUCUGUAGCCGGUGUGGAGUAUGAGCCCGAUGUUAGCUGUGUUCACGGUGACCCUGCUCUGUGUGGGGCACGGCCUGCCGCUCUCUUUCCAGUCAAGAAAACAUGAUGGAUUCCAGACUAAAGGCCAGUUCACAGAGAAGUAUUUCACUCAGACUCUGGACCACUUCAACUUCAACAGCAUGGGGAAUGGAACCUUCCAGCAGCGAUACCUGAUCACAGAUAAGUACUGGAAGGAAGGCUACGGCCCUAUUUUAUUCUACACUGGCAAUGAGGGAGACAUCUGGGAGUUUGCAGCUAACUCUGGUUUCAUCUCAGAGUUAGCUGCACAGCAAGGUGGCCUGGUCAUAUUUGCAGAACAUAGGUACUAUGGCCGCUCGCUGCCGUUUGGCAAAGACUCCUUCAGCUCCCCCCAGGUGGGCCUGCUGACGGUGGAGCAGGCGCUGGCGGACUUCGCUCUGAUGAUCUCUGAGCUGAAGCAGCAGCUGGCCGCUCCGCUCUGCCCUGUCAUCGCGUUCGGAGGCAGUUAUGGAGGAAUGCUAUCGGCCUAUAUGAGACUCAAGUAUCCCAACAUGGUGGCGGGGGCUCUUGCUGCCAGCGCCCCCGUGCUCUCCACUGCGGGGCUCGGGGACUCCAGACAGUUUUUCAGAGACGUUACAGCUGAUUUUGAGCGGGUAAGCCCAGCGUGUAGAGAUGCUGUGAGAGGAGCGUUUCAGCAGCUCAAAGAACUAGCUCAGCUUCAAGAUUACAGUCGGAUCCAGUCGGAGUUCUUCCUGUGUUCCCCGCUGGCGUCCUCUCAGGACAUCCAGCAGCUGUACGGCCUGCUGAGGAAUGCCUUCACUCUGAUGGCCAUGCUGGACUACCCCUACAGCACCCACUUCAUGGGCAACAUGCCUGCCAACCCAGUCAAGGUGGGCUGUGAGACCAUGCUCAGUGGACCGGACCUGCUCACCAACCUCAGGAACACAGCAGGGAUUGUGUACAACUCUACGGGGGGGCUGAGCUGCUUUGACCUGUACACCCUGUAUCUGCAGUGUGCCGACCCCACCGGCUGUGGGCUGGGUCUGGAUAGCCUAGCCUGGGACUAUCAGGUACUCCCCCCAUCCAAACACACAGCACAGAACAAGCAGGAUGUGAAUGUUGUGUAAUCAGAUCAAAAUGUCAGAAUAAUAAUAUACAGGUUAGUAUCAGUCCAUCCUCUCUGGAGAGUUUAAAGUUCCAAACCUUAACAAUCCUCAGUCAGAAUAAUGAUCCUGGCAGAAUCUUUUUUUUUUUCUUCACCUCUUUCACAGAAGAAAGAAUUGAGGUAUUACAUUUAGAUUUACCAGUUGAAUAAAGCGAGCAGAGAAAGAGAUGUAGAUCAUCAGAUUCAGUUCAGAGGACUGGGACUAGGCUUCUUGAUGAAUAAGAUUAACCUCUACAGACUCUCAGACCUCAUUUCCAUUACAAAGUAUAGAAUGACCUCUAGUUGUGAUGUGUGUAUGAAUGGUAGAGUCUGUUGAAAAAUGACACAUUAUUUGUCCCACUCAUGGUGGUGCUCCAUUUUCACACUGACGAUCCACACUGAGGAUCGCACACUGACGUUCGCACACUGAGG
Molecule: messenger RNA, 1617 nt
Organism: Notothenia coriiceps (black rockcod)
Lineage: Eukaryota; Metazoa; Chordata; Actinopteri; Perciformes; Nototheniidae
Gene: dpp7
Product: dipeptidyl-peptidase 7
Exons: 9
Coding region: 44-1168 (374 amino acids)
Biological process (GO): proteolysis
Cellular component (GO): vesicle
Molecular function (GO): dipeptidyl-peptidase activity; serine-type exopeptidase activity
Source: RefSeq, a predicted model, not a curated record